GUGUGUCUGCGUGUCCGUGUGUACGUUUGCAUGGUUCUUGCAGGGUUCUCCACACACUGGAUUCACCCCAGAUUGGGAUUCACCGCCCUGUGCACUGCGACAGCACUCCAGCCACUGACCCACGUCAACGAGCGACACCCCCGUCGGCACUGAGGCGUGCGGGAGCCCUUUGCCACCUGCACUUUCUGCGUGAGAGAUAUGCCGCGGCUCUGUGCAGCAGACACGACGGCUGGCGGCCGCGUUCUCGUCGAGGACGCAUUGGCGUCCGUUCGUUCGAAUCGCCACCGAGAGCCGGUAUGCAUUGCGACAAUAAAGACAUGUACAGGAUUGAAUGCUGUUUCCAUGCCUGACUUUUGUGGUUCGUGCAGGUGCGUCGGCGGCUGACUGAGCAGCAGGGGGAGGAGGUCAUAUUGCACUGCAGGGUAUGAUCCAUGCGCCGCAUGAUGACGACGGCAUGUGUGUAAGGUUCGGGAAUGAAUGCGUUGAGAUGGUCUGUGUGUACAGGAGGAGGUGGUCCAAGCUGUGCGGAGCGCCAACCUGCUCGUUGACACGAGCGUCUCGAUGCGAGAGGGGCUCCAAGGCUGCGCAGAGGUCUUAUUCAACCAAACCACCCACAGCCACAUCGCCUACAAGGUGUUCAAGACUUACGAAACCGACGAGCCCAGGGUACGUGAGGGUCACGGUGGGGCUGGCGGCAUGCGUGGGUGUCACAAGAAUGUGUGUGUAUGUGUGUGCGGGUCGCAGGACGCUGAGGGGUUUGUGAGGAAUGGGUGGGACAUCUCAGCGGCAGCAGGUGUGAGCCACGAGAACGUGGUCAGCGCCCCUCACAUUCUCAAGGUCCGCACCCCCUACGCGACCGUCAAGGCGAUAGUCAUGCACUACUGCAAUGGUAUGCACGAGUCGAGACAUGCACCAGUGCCCGCGUAUCCAUGAAUUCGGACAUUGUUGCGAAUGCCUCUCUCCUUCAUGUAGGCGGCACCCUUGCAGACCGAGAGUUCGUACUAGUGCCACUGCUGCGGCAAGCGCUGGCCGCCCUCAAGCACCUGCACGAGAAAGGCAUCGCCCACACUGAUGUUCUGGUACGGAUGGAUGAAUGUGUGGAUGGGAUUUACUCAUUCUGUAUGUGUCCGUUCAUCUAUUCAUCCAGGGGUCCAGGGAGUGCCCUGGGGGCAAUCUGGGUAUAGUCAUGGACGCCGCCACCAGACAGGCCCGCCUGGUGCUGCUUGACCUCGACCGCGCAGAAAGACACGACCCCACAGCCAAAGACUUUGUAAGAGACAUGUCUUCCUCAAGGCAGGCAGCUAGCGACGGCACUUCGAAUCGCUCAUGCGCCGUGCUCUUCCUCUGCUUGUCUAUUGUGCAGGCGGCCGAGGCUCAAGGAGACUGCGAGGACCUGGGCACCGUAUUCGACCACCUGUUGGGCGAGACGAGGGUCAGACGCACAUGCCUACACCCACAAAUCAAUUGCACUCACGGCUCAUUCUGGGGUUGACAUGCAGUCACUCGUAUGCGCCGAGAUUGUCAGGAGGCUGGAGAACGGACUAUACAGCGCCAAGAAGGUGAGAAGGAAGUACAUCUCUCACGUCUCUCCUGUCGUUUUUACUCUUCUCGUGUCUGGUUUCUUCAGGCGUUGGACGAUCUCGAGAGGAGGUGGACCCCCCGGCACGGCCACAAGGCCGCACAGCCGAGGCCGGCAAAGUCGCAGCAGAAGCCAAGCCACCUGAAGCCGCUUACAGUGGCGCCCUCCUCGACCCACACACACGGUGCCCGCCAGUGGGUGGGGCACUUGGUGGGUAGGGCGACGGCGGCCAUCCCAUCACACGAGGAGCUCAAGCGACGGGAGGACCGCACCUGGCGCGGCACGUGGAGGGGCGGCAGAGUCGCGGGAGCCAGACUAAAGGUUGACACGGGGCGUGGUGGUGUGGCGGCGGUGGCGGCUGUUGUUGCCGCUGCUGGUGGUGCGGCUCCAGCACCCCCACCACAGACACGGGCGGGAGGGGACCAUUGGACAUGCAAGGUGGCAGACAAGGGAUGUGAAGGGACUCGAGCGGGGGUGGAAGAAAUACUUCUGAUUGAAGACGCCAAUUGAAGUCAUCUAGACCAAGGUACGAAAGGCAGACAUUACAGAAGGACACAGUCCUGGAGGCACACACUGCGCCACACAGCUGUGUGUGGGUAUGGCUGACAGUGUGUCUCCAUGCAUGGCUGCGUCUAUUUUUCUGUGCCAGAUGAGUUCGUUGGAGACAUUGCAUCAGAUGCGCUGCAUCCACCGAGACCAGAGCCUGAAAAACUGUAAGGAAGGAUCAGAUGCGAAUGGAAACACCUUUGUGGAUGUCUUGUAUUUGCAAUGGACUCAUUGGCUCAGUGAUCGUCGGCCCGAGGGAUCCGCAGGCCCUCGGCGUGUACGUGGUGGAUUACACACGGUCCUUCCGGGCGGGGAUACAGGACCACGGGGCUCGGUUUGUCGGCCGACAGAGCACCAUGAAGGGCACGUUGCUGUAUGCGGGCGAGUGGUCGGUGAAGAGCAUCGAGACUUCUUACCGGUCAGUGUCCGUCCCUGUGUGUGUGUGUGAUUGGUUUUGGGGGUCAUGGAUGUGUGUGUGUGUGAUUGCAGUGACGACCUGAUGACGUGUUUCUGGGCGCUGGUGCAUGUGAUGGAUCAAAUUACAUCGAGGGAGCCGGGGACGCCGCCGACGGUCUCUGCGGCAUGGGGGGCGACGGGCCGAAGAUGCGGGCGGCCACACGACGACUCAUCGACACCCGACGAAUUAACUUCCCCAAGUGGCUGCGCAAACGCGCGGCAGACCUCCCAAGUGAGCCAAAAACCUGGUGUCUCUCUUGGGUUUGCCUUGCGCCUAUAUAUAAAUGUGUGUGGUCACCUGCUCGCAGGUUCCAUUCGGAUGGCAUUUGAGGAUGGCAUGCUGGACCUGUACGACACUCUCACUGGUCUGCCCUUUGGAGCCCUGACGGCCAGCACGUAUGACAAAAUCUUCGGCCACAUCGACGCCACAAUUCGCCUGUGAGUGGCCGAAACACACAGCGGGCGUGGGGCACCGAUGUACAGUGGCAGGCAUUUGUUAUCUACGUACAUGUGUGCAGGUUUGAGAGUCUGCCCCGCCAGUGCUCCUUCGGAGACGUUGCACAGAAUGGGAUAUGUUCGAGACCAGGGCCUCAACAAGUGUAAAGAAAAGAUGAUACCGACUGUCUCAAUGGGUAAGCGACAUGGUGAGCGAAUCGAUGUUAUGUCGUUGUACUUUUAUGAUGGUGUGCUGUCAACUGCAGAGCGUCGAGUUCCAUCGUUGUCUGCAUUUUAUAUCCUGUCGUCCGUGACACAUUGAUCCAGUGCUCCCUGUUGUGUCUCUUCACUAGCGAUGGAAACCUCCGGAUGACACAGUAGAGUCGACGCUGUUCGCCGACGACAUUUGCUGGCUGCUCAAGUCGAUCUUGAAGGGCGUAUAUUGUUUCGCAUGGGGCACGGAGCCAAAGGACGAGAAGUCAUCGAGUGUUGCUGAGGUGCUCUCAAACUGCCUCAUCUCGGUCAAAUGGGGUCAAUGUGCCAGCGAGUGUUCCUGGGGUGCUCAUGCAGUGCCUCAUCUCGGUCAAGAAGUCGAUAAUUCUGCUUGUGGGCGGCGGCCUCAUCUACUUCACCUCUCGCGCCCACCUGGGAGAACAACUCAAGCACGUGCUCAACUAUUACCUUAACGCAA
Messenger RNA from Vitrella brassicaformis, 3707 nucleotides. The record is from the annotation of a GenBank genome assembly. NCBI's taxonomy places the organism in Eukaryota, Vitrellaceae.